ACGAGACGGCGGUGGCACUACAGCGCGGUAAUUGAGCGGAUGGUAGAGCUCGGGCUGCGCCCGGUAAACUGCAUUGUUGCCGUAACGGAUUACAAAAGCUCCACACUGUACGGUAGUGUGCGGAGUUCAACGAAGGGGCGCCACUCUAACAACUCAUCACAUGACAGCUUUGUGUUGACACUCACUUGUAGAGAGAUGAACCUCAACUCUGUUUCCUGAAGAUGUAAUGAAACGAUCGUGGGAAUAAAGAAAAGUUUAUACAGAACAAGAUCAUUGAAGAUGGCGUCCCUUAUUGAUUUUAAUCAUGGCCUUCUGUUUGCUAACCAUACAAAUGGCUCCACUCCAGAAAUUCCUCAAUACCUGGGAUUCAUCAGUUGUGCUGUGUCAGCAACGUUUUAUGGCACAAACUUUAUCCCAGUCAAGAAGUUUGAAACAGGAGAUGGCAUGUUUUUCCAGUGGGUGUUAUGUAGUGCCAUCUUCAUCGUGGGGCUGGUAAUUCAGAUGGUCCGCAUGUCGAGCUUCUACUCGUUUGUGAUGGUUGGAGGAGCUAUCUGGGCUACAGGCAAUAUAUGUGUUGUACCCAUCAUCAAGACGAUAGGUCUUGGACUGGGGCUGUGUGUCUGGGGCUCCAUUAACCUCCUGGUUGGAUGGGCAACUGGCAGGUUUGGCCUUUUUGGGUUGACAGCGUCGAUCCCUAGUGAUAUCGGGAUGAACUAUGCUGGUGUUUCCAUAGCUGUCUUCAGCUCUGUGAUAUAUUCACUGGUCAAGCCGGAAAUCUCGCCAACACGCCUGGAGAUGACGGUAUCGGUAUCUGAGGACACAGAGCCGUUGCUCAACGAGAACCAGGAGAAUAUCCAGACUCGGCGACACAGUGGCUCCCUCUAUGGGUCAAAUUCAGAAGAUAUCCUUGUCUUCAACAAGCGACGGUCUAGCAGCAGUAUGAGCAAAUCAAACGAUAAUGGGGGAGAAUCCAAGAUGGAGGACGACACAUUACUGGAUAAAAUGUCCCCGGUAACAAAGAAGAUUGUGGGGUUGUCGCUGUCCGUCUUCUCUGGCGUGAUGUACGGAGCGCAGUUCAUGCCAGCCAUCUACGUGCAGGAUCACCAUGAACACUAUCGGGCAAGUCAGAACUCCUUGGAUUACGUGUUUGCCCACUUCUGUGGCAUCUACCUCACCAGUACAUUCUACUUCGUGGUGUACAUCAUCUACAAGCGCAACCAGCCACUAGUCUACCCCAAAGUUAUCCUGCCUGGCUUGGUGUCGGGGGCCAUGUGGGGCAUUGCCACGGCAGGAUGGUUCAUCGCUAAUGCAGCACUGUCAGAGCCUGUGUCCUUCCCCAUCAUCUCAACCAUUCCUGGAGGAAUAGCAUUGGCACUUGGAAUAAUUGUGUUUAGAGAAAUUAGGGGUCUUCGCAACAUCCUCAUUUCCUUGGUGGCGAUGUCCUUCACAGUAACCGGAGCUGUUCUAGCUGGGAUGUCCAAAUCAUGAAGAGGACUUAAACUGAACGUUGUUUCGGUCCACUGUUGCCACAGACAUCUUUCAGAAAUAUUAUGAUAAUGUGAUGCUAGAGCAUUGUGAUGCAGCAUUAUAUGUACUGUAAGCUCAGUUUGUUGGCGUUCAAUGAAAUCACAUUCCGUUUGAGGCCAUUAUGUCUUUUCCACUAUGGACAAUGUGAUUGUAUGUGUAUCACAACUACUUAUAGUGCCCAAUAUACAGGGAAACAAAAACGUGACUUUGUCAUUUGAAACCUGGGAUCUGAAACCAGGAUUAUCUCCCUUUGGUCAUUACAUCUUUUUUCCUAAUACCGUAUUUUCUUGAGUAUAGUGCGCACCCAUGUAUAAUGCGCACCCCCCUCUAGCGGGUUCAAUAUUUUGGAAAAAAAGAAAUUUGAAUAUUAUGCGCAGAAA
Molecule: messenger RNA, 1907 nt
Organism: Haliotis rufescens (red abalone)
Lineage: Eukaryota; Metazoa; Mollusca; Gastropoda; Lepetellida; Haliotidae
Product: transmembrane protein 144-like
Exons: 12
Coding region: 280-1488 (402 amino acids)
Biological process (GO): carbohydrate transmembrane transport
Cellular component (GO): membrane
Molecular function (GO): carbohydrate transmembrane transporter activity
Source: RefSeq, a predicted model, not a curated record